Molecule: messenger RNA, 2046 nt
Organism: Microtus oregoni (creeping vole)
Lineage: Eukaryota; Metazoa; Chordata; Mammalia; Rodentia; Cricetidae
Gene: Zdhhc1
Product: zinc finger DHHC-type containing 1
Exons: 13
Coding region: 378-1874 (498 amino acids)
Biological process (GO): peptidyl-L-cysteine S-palmitoylation; protein targeting to membrane
Cellular component (GO): Golgi apparatus; endoplasmic reticulum
Molecular function (GO): protein-cysteine S-palmitoyltransferase activity
Source: RefSeq, a predicted model, not a curated record
GCUGUUGCCAGGGGAACGGGCCCCGCGCCGGGUGAGGCCCAGCCUGCCUUGGCGUGGCACGGCUGCGGAGCCAGCCUGUCCGAACUAAGGCUGAAGGACUCGGAGGCCCAGCCGCGGUCCGGGAUGGAGCCACGCUCCGGGACGCGUCUCCUCCGGGUCCGGGGUACUGACUCUGCCCGGACGGUCUGAAGUGCGCCCGCCCUGGGGAGGGUGGACGGGCAGGACGGGGCCGAGCCGCUGGCUGACCUUGGCAGGCCGCAUCUGGCGCAGAUAGAGUCUCACCUUGUAACUCUGGUCGUCUUAGAACUUACAGUGUGUGGACCACAGAGAGCUUGCCUACCUCUGAGUUGUGGGAUUAAAGCUGGGUGUGGUGGCACAUGCCUGUAAUCCCAGUACUCAGAGGGAAGAGGCAGGCGGUUAAGACCAGCUAUGGCUACAUAAUGAACAUCUGCAACAAACCCUCCAACAAGACAGCCCCUGAGAAGAGCGUGUGGACAGCGCCCUCCCAGGACAGUGGCCCUUCCCCAGAACUGCAGGGCCAGCGGUCUCGCCGGAACGGAUGGAGCUGGCCCCCCCACCCGCUGCAGAUUGUGGCCUGGCUGCUCUACCUCUUCUUCGCUGUGAUUGGCUUUGGGGUGCUUGUUCCCCUCCUGCCUCACCCCUGGGUGCCUGCUGGCUAUGCCUGCAUGGGUGCCAUCUUUGCUGGCCACCUGGUGGUGCACCUGACUGCUGUCUCCAUCGAUCCAGCCGAUGCCAAUGUGCGGGACAAGAGCUAUUCUGGGCCCCUGCCCAUCUUCAACCGCAGCCAGCAUGCACAUGUCAUCGAGGACCUGCACUGUAACCUCUGCGACGUGGACGUGAGUGCGCGAUCCAAACACUGCAGCGCCUGUAACAAGUGCGUUUGCGGCUUCGACCAUCAUUGCAAGUGGCUCAACAACUGCGUGGGCGAGAGGAACUAUCGGCUCUUUCUACACAGUGUGGCAUCUGCUUUAUUGGGUGUUCUGCUCCUGGUGCUGGUGGCCACAUAUGUCUUCGUGGAGUUCUUUGUCAACCCCAUGCAGCUUCGUACCAACCAACACUUUGAAGUCUUGAAGAAUCACACAGAUGUGUGGUUUGUGUUCUUGCCUGCUGCCCCUGUGGAGACCCAGGCUCCUGCCAUCCUGGCCCUGGCUGCCCUACUCAUCCUCCUAGGCCUGCUUUCUACAGCCCUGCUCGGCCACCUGCUCUGCUUCCACAUUUAUCUAAUGUGGCACAAGCUUACCACCUAUGAGUACAUCGUGCAGCACCGCCCAGCCCAGGAAGCAAAGGAGACCCACAAGGAGCUUGAGUCGUGCCCCCGCAAGAUGCGGCCCAUUCAGGAGAUGGAGUUUUAUCUGAGGAACUUCAGCCAUGUACGUCCAGAGCCCUCUGGCCAGGCCAGGCCGGCAGCAUUAAAUGCCAAUCCUUCCCAGUUUCUUGCCACCCAAGGCCAAGUGGAACCACCACUGCCCUCCUCAGACACACUGGCUCUGCCGCCACGGAUCCAACCCCAGAAAAAAAGGAAGCGGCAUGUGUAUAGAUUGCCAAGGUCUGGGGUCUUGGACCUGGAGCCCCCGCUGCCCAGGUUACGGGAGACUGGGACCCCUGGCCGCCACUCCAGCUCUUCGUCGGGUUCCACCAGUGCCAGCCCAAGCGCCUACUACUCCGCAUCAGCCGAGUCCAUGGAAGAGAUUCCAGUGGCCCAGACACGCCUGGGCAGUGCCGCGCUGGGCGCCCCAGGAGCCAGGGGCCGAGAGUCUGGGCUGGCGCUGCAGGCACGUUCGCCGGCCGUGUUCGUGAGCCCGAGCAGCGGCGAGCCCGGGUCACCUGGCGGCGGUGAAGAUGGCCUGCCUUAGUGCGGACUAGAGGCAGGAGGGCCGUGUAGGAAUGGCCGGCCCCACUCUAUGCAACACCCCAUCUUUGCCGCACCGAAUGCGGGCCUCAAGGCCGGCAGGAUCGGCCUCCCUUGCCCAAUACUCAGCAAUAUCCGCUCCACCAGCCCUGAUGCUCCAAUAAACGUUUUUUUUA